AUGGCGGCGGUGACGGUGAUGGCGGUGGCGGGGCGGGCGGCGCUCGGUGCGGGGCUGCCUGGAGCGCGGCGCUGCCAGACGCUGUGGCUGCUGCGGCGGGGCUGCGCGGGGCUGGCGGUGGACGACACGGUGAACGGGCUGAGCGCCGAGCAGCGGCAGCUUAGGCAGACCAUGACAAAGUUCUGUCAAGAACAUUUGGCUCCAAAGGCCCAGCAGAUUGACCAGGACAAUGAAUUCAAGGAGAUGCGGGAGUUUUGGAGGAAGCUCGGGGAACUGGGAGUUCUGGGGAUCACAGCUCCUGCAGAGUAUGGUGGAUCUGCUUUGGGCUACCUGGACCACGUGCUGGUGAUGGAGGAGAUUUCUCGAGCGUCAGCAGCCGUGGGGCUGAGUUACGGUGCCCACUCCAACCUCUGCAUCAACCAGCUGGUGCGGCACGGCAGCGAGGCCCAGAAGCACAAGUACCUGCCCAAGCUCAUCAGUGGGGAGCACAUUGGAGCCUUAGCGAUGAGUGAACCCAAUUCUGGUUCUGAUGUUGUGUCCAUGAAGCUGAGAGCAGAUAAGAAAGGAGACUACUUUGUUCUGAAUGGCAACAAGUUUUGGAUCACCAAUGGGCCAGAUGCAGAUGUCCUGAUAGUCUACGCCAAAACUGAUGUCAGUGCUGUGCCAGCCUCCCACGGCAUAACGGCGUUCAUCGUGGAGAGGGGAAUGCCAGGGUUCAGCACAGCCCAGAAGCUGGACAAGCUGGGAAUGAGGGGUUCUAACACCUGUGAACUGAUCUUUGAAGACUGCAAGAUCCCAGCUGAAAACAUCCUGGGAGCACAGAGCAAAGGAGUCUAUGUUCUGAUGAGUGGGUUGGACCUGGAGAGACUUGUGCUGUCUGGUGGGCCACUGGGGCUCAUGCAAGCUGUUCUUGACCAUGCAAUUCCAUAUCUGCAUGUGAGAGAAGCAUUUGGGCAGAAAAUUGGACACUUCCAGCUAAUGCAGGGCAAGAUGGCUGACAUGUACACACGGCUGAUGGCCUGCCGGCAGUACGUCUACAACGUGGCCAGGGCCUGCGACCAAGGACACUUCAAUGCCAAGGACUGUGCUGGAGUCAUCCUCUACUCGGCAGAGUGUGCGACCCAAGUGGCUCUGGAUGGGAUCCAGUGUCUGGGUGGGAACGGUUACAUCAACGAGUACCCCAUGGGGCGGUUCCUGCGCGACGCCAAGCUCUACGAGAUCGGGGCGGGCACCAGCGAGGUGCGCAGGCUCGUCAUCGGCAGGGCCUUCAACGCCUCCUUCAAGUGACAGCCACGGGGCAAAGCAGCCCCUGAGCACCGCCAGGCCUUGGAGCACGGAGGCUGGAGCGCACAACUCUUCUGCCUGCCUGUGCUUUGCCACUUGUGGACUCUUUUCUGCCUGCUCUGUGUGCUGGGCUGUGGGGAGAUGAAUCAGAUGGUGACAAGGGAGGAAAGGUUUCUUUUUUUCCCUCUCCUCAUGGUCAUCCUGAUUCAUCCUGUUCACAAGCCAUGCUGCCUGUCAGCCUUACAGGGCCGAGGUUCAUCCAGGGGACAGCUCGCUGUGGAAGCAGGCUGGUGAGCAGUGUGCCUGAAAUAGGAGGCAGCCAUUGCUGAGCACCAAAAGUCAACCAAAAACCCCAUUUUUGUCCUUUCACAACAAGCCUGAGUGCCAUUAUCAUAGAAUUUAGGCUGGAAUAGACCUUUGAGAUUGAGUCCAAACACUUCCCAGUCUACUGUUAAACCAUGUCCUUCAGCACCACAUCUCCAUGGCUCUUCAAUCCCUCCAGGGCUGGGGACACUACCACUGUGCUGGGCAGC
Messenger RNA from Dryobates pubescens (Downy woodpecker), 1817 nucleotides. It is a transcript of the gene IVD, whose product is annotated as isovaleryl-CoA dehydrogenase. Bases 1 to 1287 code for a protein of 428 amino acids. Gene Ontology annotation, cellular component: mitochondrion. The record is from RefSeq and is a predicted model, not a curated record. The transcript is spliced from 12 exons. Gene Ontology annotation, biological process: L-leucine catabolic process. Gene Ontology annotation, molecular function: 3-methylbutanoyl-CoA dehydrogenase activity; flavin adenine dinucleotide binding. NCBI's taxonomy places the organism in Eukaryota, Metazoa, Chordata, Aves, Piciformes, Picidae.